Molecule: messenger RNA, 1690 nt
Organism: Gloeophyllum trabeum ATCC 11539
Lineage: Eukaryota; Fungi; Basidiomycota; Agaricomycetes; Gloeophyllales; Gloeophyllaceae
Exons: 6
Coding region: 62-1690 (542 amino acids)
Source: RefSeq, a predicted model, not a curated record
GCUUCAAGACCGAUCGCUCCUCAAUACGAUACAGAUAGGACUCAUCACCGAGCCAAGAGGAAUGGUCGCACCUGAUAAAUCCGCUCGAAGAUCCUCUCUGGGCCCAUGCUUACUCCUUUGCGCGCUGUUCUGCGCGACCUUGGCCGUCCUCACUAGUCUAUCUCGCCGUGGCCAUCCACCUGGAUCUACAAGCUUGAAUUACACAGUCGGAUUGAGAGAAUGGGGAAUCCCCAGUGUUCCACCGAUCACAUACGUCGGAGACGUUUCAGGCUUUAAAGCCUAUUCGCGACUGGUUACCCCUGCGCCAGAUGCGACGCUGCAGCCGGACACCACCGCCAUUGUAUUGAAUUGGUCUCGGUUCCGUAACGUCGUCCUGAUUGCGGCCUUGCUAUGCGAUCCGACGCUGGACAGCGUUAUUUCUCAGGUCUUCAUCUGGAACAAUAAUCCCAAAUCAAUCGCCCUCAAUGACUUUGCAGGGUCUGGGUGCUCGCCUGAGAAACUCAGGAUACACAACUCUCCCUCUAAUCUGCUUUUCAAAGCCCGUUUCAUGGCUUGCGCCCAAUCUAGUACACCAUAUUGCUUUACACAGGAUGACGACUACUUGCUUCGUCCGGAGAUUAUCACGGCCCUUCAGGAGCGCAUGACGAAGUCGCGACGACCAAGCGCGCUUCACCUCCUUCCGCCGCAUGAGCACUUAUCCAGUCAGCUGCGUGAGCUCCAUUCAGUCGACGGAAGACUCCAUACCUCGUUCGCCUGGCUCGGUCAUGGAACAAUUUUUCCUCGCGCGGAUGCGGAGGAAUUUCUCGAACUCCUCCAUCGCCUCAACUUCACCUUCGAGGAAAUGGGGAUGGCUGAUAAUUAUUUCUCUAUUCUAAAAAAUGAGAUCCCUGAAAUUUGGUUUGACCAAGGAAUUGAACUCGGCGGUGGUCAGCCGUUCACAGCAGGUGUUGAGGGAGACUUGCGGAACAGAAGGCACAUAGGGAAGGCCGGGAAAUAUCUGGAUGCUUUGUUGAGUUGGGAUAAUCCACCAUGCCUACCGUCCGUUCCUGGCAAGAAGGAAUCACCCUACGUUAAUUACGAUGCGAUGGAUUCUUCCCGUACCGGAAUUUCUCGUUCUGCCUUGCUUGGGAUUCCGGGAAUGCUGGAGACGAACAUCCGGCUGUUACCUGACGCACGUGAGUAUACAGCAGACUCGGCUCAGGCAAUGUUAGAUCAAGAAGCACGCAACGCCGCUCUCCUGGGAGACCAAGGAAAGGAACACUAUCUGCGCCAUGCUCCUUCACAAGCUGUCGAUGGGCUCCCAGAUACAUCUUUCAUUAGUCCCGGGAAUGCUCGUGCAAACGAUUUCAUUGCUAUCGACCUCCUUAACCCAAUAAAAUCCGACAUUCAGACGCUCCAAAUCGUAUUCCUUGUGGAUGCCGAGACAGAACGAAUUCUGAAAACCUGUAAAUUCGAGAGCUCUGUUGACGGCCUUCACUGGGCACAGGCAGAUGACGUGUACUGCUUCGAUAGCUCCGUCGAGAUAGACGAUCCCACAUAUUCGAGUGGGGAUCGAACCCUCAGAGAAUGUUAUGCUCAGCUACCGCUCUCUUCCACUGAUGCGGGACCAAGGCGCUUCCGUGCCUUACUUCGAGAAUCAGUAGAUACGAAGUGGCAAAUCCACGAGAUGUGGAUCAGAGGAGCAUCAUGA